UUGUGGUCCGGGUUUGAUUUACAAUCGACUUGGCUAGACCUUAGAAACCAAGAAAUGCAGUCUCCGAUGCGUUGUCUAAAGUAGCCAUCAUUUUAAACAACGCAUGUGCUGGAUAAAGAAGGCUGCUUUGUAAUCGAGGAGAAGGAUACUGUAAACCAAUGGUUCUCAACCCUGGUCCUCAGGACAAAGAUAAGAAAAAGAAGGAGAGUAUAUUUGACCUGUCAAAGUACAUUGAUAAACCAAUCCGGGUGAAAUUCCAAGGUGGACGAGAGGCUAGUGGAGUUCUAAAGGGGUUUGACCCCCUUCUGAAUCUUGUGUUGGAUGGCACUAUUGAAUACAUGCGCGACCCCGACGACCAGUUCAAGCUAACGGAGGACACCCGGCAGCUGGGUCUGGUGGUGUGUCGAGGGACGUCUGUGGUCCUCAUCUGUCCACAGGAUGGCAUGGAAGCCAUACCCAACCCCUUCAUCCAGCAACAAGAUGGCUAGAUUCUUCCUAUUUUCCCUCCAAUGACUUCACAGAAUCUCCCAAGCAUCAUUUUCACCAUGUUGGAAGUCUGUUUUACCCCCCAGUGUUGUGUAUUUUGUGUUUGAGAGUGGGAGUUUAGGAGUUUUGUUCACAGAUUUAAAAGAUUUGAAUAGAUGUUUAAGUUGAGAGGGUUUUCAUUUAUGCCUUUAAACAAACAGUUUUUCCUGUGUAGUACUUGUAAAACAAGGUGUUUUCCCCGUUAAAAGCAGUGAACUACUUGCUGAUUUAUUUUUAACUGUAUGUUUUUACGUUAGCACUAAAUACAUUUACUAUUUUCUUUA
Osmerus eperlanus (European smelt) is the source of this 809-nucleotide messenger RNA. It is a transcript of the gene lsm7, whose product is annotated as LSM7 homolog, U6 small nuclear RNA and mRNA degradation associated. Lineage: Eukaryota; Metazoa; Chordata; Actinopteri; Osmeriformes; Osmeridae. The record is from RefSeq and is a predicted model, not a curated record. Gene Ontology annotation, biological process: mRNA splicing, via spliceosome; nuclear-transcribed mRNA catabolic process. Gene Ontology annotation, molecular function: RNA binding. The transcript is spliced from 4 exons. Bases 159 to 488 code for a protein of 109 amino acids. Gene Ontology annotation, cellular component: spliceosomal tri-snRNP complex; U6 snRNP; U2-type prespliceosome.